AUGCGCGACCUGUCUAAGUUCAAGAGAGCGCCAGGGGGCAAACGGGCUCCCUGGCUAUUGAAGUUCCGGUCUUCGACUGGGUUCAUCAUCGGUGCGGUUUGGAUGUCCACUUUCACGGAGUUUCUCCUGUAUGCGAUGAUAGUUCCCGUUAUGCCGACAGCACUCGUAACUCGAGCUGGAGUCGACUACAGCCACCGGGAGUAUUGGGUCAGUGUGCUUCUCAUGUCCGAAGCCGGCACGUCCCUGCUCCUAUGUCCCGUGUUCGGCUACCUGGUUGACCGACGCCGCACCCGUCGACUGCCCUUCAUAGGCGCCUUGGUCGUGUUGACUGCCUGCAUGAUCAUUCUGCAGCUGGCACACUCCGUGGCUGGGUUUGUUGCGGCGCGUCUCCUUCAAGGUGUUGCAGGCGCUUUAGUAGUGGUAGCCGCCUUUGCUCUCAUCGGCGACGCCGUGCCCCACGAUCGCCUCGGCCGGACAAUAGGUUAUCUGGGCUCGGCAAUCGCUUCAGGCUUCUUACUAGGCCCGUUUCUCGGCGGUAUUGUGUAUAACGCCGGUGGCUAUGACGCCGUCUUCUGGUUUGCAUACCCCAUUCUCGCGCUAGACAUGGUAAUGCGGCUGGUAUUGAUCGAGAAGAAGGUCGCUGCUCAAUGGACCGGAGAAUCAACUGGAGACCUGGAGCCUGAUCUGGAUACGGCGCAGCGCAUCCCCUAUACCGGCCGGUGCGAGCCACGGCCAAUCCAGAGACGGAAAGGAUUCGUCAUUUUCCGGAUGCUCAAGGAGCGUCGGGUGUUGAUUUCCUCGUGGGCGUUGCUAGUACAGGGACUCUUACUCUCUGCCUUUGAUGCGACACUCCCCAUCUUCGUCGAAACAACGUUCGGCUGGAACGCCCUCGGCAUGGGGCUGAUAUUUCUCCCAAUGGCCAUCCCGGCCUUCCUCGAGCCGAUGUUCGGUUUAAUCACCGAUCGCUUCGGCGCACGCUUCAUGUCCUUCGGUUGCUUUGUUUGCCUCUCGCCUACUCUCAUCUGCCUCCGAUUCGUCGAGCGGAAGUCAAAUGAACAGAUUGCCCUAUUGGUGUCGCUGCUUUUCCUCACGGGGAUCUUCAUCCACGCCUGUGCACCUGCCAUGUACGUUGAGACGCAGUCCGCUCUCACAGCGAUGGAGCUCAGGACCCCCGGGAUACUCGGUCCCAAGGGCGCCGUGGCGCAGGGAUUCGGACUGCAGAGCAUGUGCCAGUUCGCCGGGAUAUUCUUUGGACCGCUCUGGGGAGGAUUCGUCGAGUUUCGGUUUGGGUGGGGCACUAUGGUGGGCACUUUGGGGGUUUUGGCUGCGCUCACGGCACUUCCGAUGUUCUGGCUGGGGGAAACGGAGGAGGAGAGGGCUUUAAUGAGUUGA
Molecule: messenger RNA, 1392 nt
Organism: Penicillium bovifimosum
Lineage: Eukaryota; Fungi; Ascomycota; Eurotiomycetes; Eurotiales; Aspergillaceae
Product: MFS transporter
Exons: 5
Coding region: 1-1392 (463 amino acids)
Biological process (GO): transmembrane transport
Molecular function (GO): transmembrane transporter activity
Source: RefSeq, a predicted model, not a curated record